AUGCGCAACGAUGCGACCGAAGAGGCUGCUCUCGGCCUGCUGGGUCUCGGAAUCACUUCCGCCUUUGACUCUGUCUCGACCGUCCCGCUCAAGCGCAAACAAUCUUCGUCUUCGUCUACUCAUCUGCCAGAAGAAAGAAACUCUACCGCUAGCUCAGACUCUAUAAACUGCAUUUGCGGCUUUACCUACGACGACGGCUUCUCUAUCGGCUGUGAUUCUUGCUCGCGCUGGUGCCAUGCUGCUUGUUUUGGGAUCGUCGAGUCAGAGGUCCCCGAGGAGUGGCAGUGUUGGGUCUGCAGUCCAAGACAUACCGACCGAGAACGCGCCGUCCGCGUUCAGAAGGCUCGUCAGAAGGCUGCUCUUCAACACGAAGCCGAGCGACAACGGCGUCGAGUGAGCCCAGGCGUCGAUAGGAAGGGCCGUCGCGCCAGUGCUGCUGCCAUCGAGGGCAGUGGCUCCCACAAACGCAAGAGGAGGCUCUCUAUCAACGUCCAGCCAUCUGUGGAGGACGAGGUGGUCGACAUCGACGAGCCAUGGACUCACAGUUACGUGCACAUCGACAAGGACAUCGUCCCUCACGACGAAACCCGCGAUAAGCUGCGCCGCGUCGCAACCCAGUGGAGAGGCGUGAUGGCCAUCGACUCUGAUGCGAGCUCGUCUGCGUCUCCUAGCACCACUCCCGCUGUCUUGGGCACAGACACACUACUCUCAGCAUCACAGAUACAACUCCAGCCGCUCAACAAGGCCGCCAUGCAACCAGCGUUUUCCGCCAGCUUCGACCCGUCUGUCUUGCCGCCUUCGUAUGCUGUUCACGCCGCUCGUGCUAUCCCCUCGGCAGGGUACAUUACCCCAUACACAUCUACCAUCACCCCAUCGACGUCUUAUCUCUCAGACCCGUUGAAUGCAUAUGCACACCUCAGCAUACCGAAACCAUUUGUGCAUCUUAUUGGCCCGCCACUCGAUGUUGCUCUCGACGCGCGACUUGCGGGGAACACUGGCCGCUUCGUUCGUAAUGGGUGUCGACCAAACUCUGUGCUUCGUCCAGUGCUAUGUCACCGCAAGAAGUCUGCCGCCGCCAAGUCCCUCCAUGACGGUGGUGUAGAUAAUGACGACACGCUUACAUUCGGAAUAUUCGCCCUUCGUGACCUCAAGGCCCAUGAAGAGGUCGUCCUGGGCUGGGAAUGGGAUGACGGGAGUGUGGUGCAUCACCUACCGGCGCUGAUUGAUAGUCCGCAUAUGUUCCCGUACGUGCCAUACGUCUCCGCCUUCCUUCUCUCCGUUUGUUCGGUUCUAAUAGUGUGCACGCGUUCUCAUAGCCCGCACCAACUACGCCACUUCCGUCACCAGCUGAUGUCGAUGUUGCAUGCACUUUCCUCGACGUUUACCACAUGUGCGUGCGGGUCGAAAACGAAGGACUGCGCCUUAACACGUAUGGCGGAAUUUGUUGACAGCGGGACACCACCAACCCCAUCUCCUUCGCCACCCUCUACUCAUACAUGGGAACCUUUUGGGGAGAGCCAUCGGAAGAAUGCAGAGUGUGCAGAAGAGCGGGACCGUGCGUCUGAGGGGCUCGCAAGACGGAAAACAGACCUAGGACCCUUGGUAGGCGUCGAGCGCGGUUUUCGCGUAAAGGAGAGAGUGCCUUCCUCUGGGGGCAUGACCGGUGUUGAGCUGAUUCCUUCAGCUCGCCACGCACAUCUUCCGACUGAACCUGAGCCACAGGCAUCAGGAUCUUUCGCCGCGAUAGUAAGCGAGCGACCAAGGUCGACGUCAAUGCGGCGCGUUGUCUCCACAUCGGCGUUGAAGGGCAAACCCCCAGUUCGCUCCCAGCCAACGCAAACAAGCGACCGCAAAGGCAAGGCAAAAGUAACGGACGAAGAUCUACCAUCCAUCGAUAUCUCUGCGUCUCGCUCCGCGAUGGAUGUCGAUGACCCUGAAGAAAGAUUACCACCGAAGCUACGGAAACGCUGGAUACAUAAGAGUUACGAGACGCUGCGGGACAAUUAUCGACGCGAGACGACUCCCCCAUCAGCGGUUGUGUUUUCCGAUGAGAGGCCAAGUGACCGCAUUGAUACUGACCAGGGCAAGGAUGGCAUGGACAUUGAUCGGUCCACGUUCGAUCCCAAGGAGAUGCCCCCACCUCCUUUGCCCAGUUCACGUAGUAAUCCCGCCUCAGCACCACUCUCUCUGCAUCUACCUGGCAAUGGCGCGUCUGAUGCGUCGAUGUCUCCUUCGAUUCCUUUCGCUAACUUAACGCUCCUUUCGCCUGCCCUUUCGAAUCCUUCAACCUAUUUUGCACGUCGUCGAUCAGUGUCUCCGUCCGUACCCCGCAACCCGUCUCCUGUAUCUUUAGUGACUCAACCGAAUGCCCACAAGGAGAUGAGGGAUUCGGAGCCAAGCUCGGAACUUCCUGCCGUUGAAUCACGCCGUAUCUCACCCACUCCCGUAGUUCAUGAUGUGCAAGAGCCUGCACCUGGACCACUAUCCAUUUCCGCCACCCCGGACUCUUCUGGGUUGAUAUCAGAGAAUCACGCUGACCAGCUUAUUGAUGGUAUCGCCUUCACUCACGUCCAUGCAUCCAGCGUUGGUAGUUUGACUAUGCGCGAUGACAAACCUUCCCAGCAGCACGAAGUGCCAAUUUUAGACCAGAGCCUGAAAACACCGAAUAACGCCCCAUCUACUGAACGUUUGCCCGAGUCAGACCAGACUCCAUUCCUUCCUCUGCCUCCGCCUCCACCUCCGCCUUCUAAAGUCAAGAUGUCUCUCAAAGACUUCGCAAUGCGGAAAAAGAAGAAGAAGGAGGAAGAGCUGAUGAAGGCACAGACAUCGCCGCCUGCUAUCUCGCUUUCGCUCGAUGGAGUGUCGCUGUCGCCGGAGAUCACUAAUGAGCCUCUUCAUCCAAAUUUACAUUCCAUGCCAGAUUACGUACCAGCGAUCGAGUCCAUUCCGCCUUCAGAUCAACCCGGCUCUGCUCGAGCAGCGCCUGAUCGAUCUCCAACUGUGGAGGAGCGACGUCUCGAACUGGAUGGAAAUCUGUCUGCUUCGGAUUCACUACAAGCUAAGAUUGAAAUGGUCGAAGUACAAGUUUUGCCAUCAGAUAUCCCUCAAGUAUCAGAGUCUAUCAAGUCCAUUGAGGCGAACGAACCAGCUUUCUCUAGUUCUAAACGCAUGGAACCUUUCACGAGGCGUAGCGGGACACCUGAGCCUCAACUCAGAGCAACAGGGCUUUCCGAUCCAGCACGCCGCCGUUCAUCCAGCUUCAGGCACUCUCGAUCACCGUCGCACGACCGCACUUCUACGUCAUCAUCGCAAGAGCCGCGACAACAAGCCUCGCAAGAAGACGGCGAGAUACUCUCCCCGCCCCUUCAACCGUCUCCGCCUGCGCGCCACCUCUCCUCGCGCUGGUGCGCACCGCCACCAACGCAUCCUAGAUCGUUCUCUGACCGCCCGUCUCGCCUGCCGUCCAACUACCCACCGUUCGCGCUGCGCCCACCGCCACCACAUACUUCGUUGCGGGAUCGAUCCCUACCCGAUAGAGGGUUACCAAUCGGCCCACGGGCGCUGCGGGCGGCAAGCAGUCAGUAUGUACCGCCGCCCCCGCCGCGUCUUAUUCUGCGGCCUGCAAUCGCCCGUGGACCCUCUGUGGAUCGCGAUCGGCCGGCACCAGACUGGGAAAGGUGGAGAAGCAGUCGGGAGCCGGGCCCAGGACGGGGAUGGCGAUGA
Fibroporia radiculosa is the source of this 3723-nucleotide messenger RNA. RefSeq lists its product as uncharacterized. The transcript is spliced from 2 exons. Lineage: Eukaryota; Fungi; Basidiomycota; Agaricomycetes; Polyporales; Fibroporiaceae. The record is from RefSeq and is a predicted model, not a curated record. The coding region runs from base 1 to 3723 and encodes 1240 amino acids. Gene Ontology annotation, molecular function: protein binding.